UCAACGGCUGGACGUUCACACCACCUCCGGUUCAACAGAAAGCGGCUUGAUGGAAACAUGAAUCGCUGCUCGGCUGGAUGAACAUCAAAAAUAACGUUUGAAUCCCAGUGAUCAUGAGUGGGACCGUGAGAGGGAUUUCAGAGGACAUGGACCGACAAAUCGUACAGGCUGUAUUUGACGAGGACACAAUGUCCUCCACCUCAGUGGGGAUGUCAGAUUUGUCUGAUGAGAUCCUUCUGUGCAUCCUCCACCAUGUUCCAGUGUGUGACCUGGUGCUGAAUGUGGCAAAUGUCUGCCACAAGUUACACACACUGUGCCACGAUAAGACGCUGCUCACAAACGUCAGCCUGUCUGAGGAGUAUCUGGCUGAUGAUCUAUUGGUCCAGCGGUUAUUGAGGCAGCUAGCCAAUCACGUGCAGUCUCUCAGCCUAAACGGCUGCUACUGGCUGUCUGGCUCUACAGUGGAGCUUCUUGCUCGCUGCAGAGGAGUGUUGCACCUUGAUGUCACCGGCUGUCGCCUCACUUCCCUGCGUCUAUCCCGUAUCCUCUCCUCGCUCUCUCUGCUCAGAUCACUUGCUUUUGAUGUGACGCCAGGCUUCAACUCUGCUCAGCUCAGUUCAGAGGCGGUGGAUACGCUGAGCCGCCUGUCAGAGCUCAGACAGACACUGUUGACACCCAGCUAUGGUGUGGUGCCAUGCUGUGCCCAACUCCGCAAGCUGAUGCUGCAGUUUGACAUCUCUGAUGUAACCAGAGAGGGUAUCGGCAUUUGCUGUCAGUUAAUGAUGGGUCAGAGCAGUGUGCCACAUUAUCAACAGCUGGAGGAGUUCACUGCCAGGCUGGCUCCAGGAGAGGUAAACCAGACCUUGCUCCUGCUCUACCUGGCAGUGUUCAGCGUUCAUGUUCCAAAGCGUCUCAGAGUUUUCCUCGUGUCAAUUCCUGGUCCAAACCCUGCUCACUGGCCCGCUGCUCCCUCACUGGCCCAGAGCUUAGGUCAACAAGGUGACCUGGAGGCGCUGCAGCUCCCUCGUUCCUGGCUGGAUUCCUUAUCCCUGAAGCGAGCCCUGGAGGGAAACAGUCCCAAGCACUUGAGCUUCAGCCGCUGCCCAACGUUGUGGCCACAGGUGUUCCAGUCAUUGCUGGAGGGAGGAGUCAGAGACACUAAGCAACUGACCAGCCUGAACCUCAGCGGGAUCAACAAGGUCCUUUACUCAGAGUGUAGGAGUGUGGAAGAUCAGCUGGUUCCUGCCACAAUGAGCCAGUUGGCAGUCGGCUGCCCCAACAUCAAACAGCUGAACCUGAUGCACACACACUAUCACCAUGAAAACACACCUGUUGUAGGUGGAGAAACACACCUGUGUGCCAGCUUGGCCAAGCUCACACACCUGCGCUCUCUCACUCUGCCUGCCUGCACCUUGUCAGACGGUUUAAACAAACAUCAAAUCUCUACAAACAACACGUCUCCCUCUGCGUUGUUCCUGGGGUUAAAGAAGACUCCACGGAUGGGGCUUCAGAUUUACAAGCCUGAUUCAGAUUCUUCUGUGUCAGGGGACAGCACCUCAGGGCUCACUCUGCUCCUAGCUGGUUGCCCUUUUUUAGAGACCUUAGAGCUCAUUGGUCCGGGUUUUGUCUCUGUGCUGCCUCGGCUUGAGCCCUGCACUCGUGCCACCGUGGAGCCUCGUGGCAUGUGUGCGUGGGCACAAGGAGUCGGUGAUGCACACUUGGCGGCACUUGAGGCUUUGCCUCGAUUGCGUCGUCUGACUCUGGCUGGGCUUCCUGGGGUCCUUAAGGGGACAGGGCUGAUACAGCUGACCAGGCACUGCAAGGACCUGCGGGUAUUAUCCCUUGCCAACAUGGGAUCGCUAAAAACCAUGAACUACGCCCCCGCCUUGCUGGAUACACUUAAACAGUGCACACAACUCCAGGAACUCAGAUUAGAGCAGCCCUACCUGAAUGCCAACGCGUCAUUCUUUGAGGCUCUGUCCUGCUGCUCUCGUCUGCAGCGUCUCUGCCUUAUCUCACGCAGCGGUACCUUUGACCCACCGUCUGCAGAAACCUUCAUGGAGCGAUGCCACCAUGUCAUCAUGUGCCACAUGUUCAUGGGUGGCACUUUGGUGGCUUGUCGCACACUGCAGAAAGCUCUGCUGGACAGAUUUUCAGUCGAGCGCCCGGCCCUGAGUGUGGUCAUCUAUCCACUACAACACGAAGACCUGCCUGCAGUCAUCAGAGACAUCCCACUGACACUGCUGGAUAGGAUCACUCUGUUCCAGAGCCACGUGGCCCAACCACCACAUUUAUCACCAUUGUGACAUCAGCAGAAAGCUUCAGUGUGACUGAUGCUCAACAGCUGAGGUGCUCAGAUCAUUUUAUUCUGCAGGAAAUAAAAGACACAAAUUAAAGCACUGGCUGUCAUCUGCACAGUGUUUUCCGGUGUUGUGAUUUUUGACAUCAACAUGUGUUUCAGGCUGCUCAACAACAACACAUCAACCAUGAUUGUUUACAUCUACAAGUCAGAGUAAUGAUGGUCUCCAAAGGGUGAUUAGCUGGUGGGGAGUUUUUAGUUUACUGUUCCAGGACAUUUCACAGUUGGGCCUACAUUGUGGUUUCUCAGUCAAAAAUAACAUUUGUUACUUCAUAUAUCACUCUGUACUUUAGAAAAUAAAGUGCCAAAAAUACAAAAGAAGGGAUGUAUUGUUCAGAUAUUUAGUACUGAGAAUCUAAAUAAAAUGAUGUUGUAAUAAA
Messenger RNA from Epinephelus lanceolatus (giant grouper), 2739 nucleotides. It is a transcript of the gene fbxl18, whose product is annotated as F-box and leucine-rich repeat protein 18. The record is from RefSeq and is a predicted model, not a curated record. Gene Ontology annotation, cellular component: SCF ubiquitin ligase complex. Lineage: Eukaryota; Metazoa; Chordata; Actinopteri; Perciformes; Serranidae. Gene Ontology annotation, biological process: SCF-dependent proteasomal ubiquitin-dependent protein catabolic process. Gene Ontology annotation, molecular function: protein binding.